Molecule: messenger RNA, 1336 nt
Organism: Malus domestica (apple)
Lineage: Eukaryota; Viridiplantae; Streptophyta; Magnoliopsida; Rosales; Rosaceae
Product: tRNA-splicing endonuclease subunit SEN54-like
Biological process (GO): tRNA-type intron splice site recognition and cleavage
Cellular component (GO): tRNA-intron endonuclease complex
Source: RefSeq, a predicted model, not a curated record
UGAAAAAGAAAAUUAGAAAACAAACCUUUUUUUGUUCCCCCUUUACCAACUCUUCCUCCGCCUCGCCCCCGCGCAGUGUCUUCCUCCACCCCACCUUUUUCAGUCUCUUCCCCGCCCACCACCCCCCCCCCCCCGGCGUUUAUAUAUCCUCUUCCGACCCGAGCUUAUCUCUUCCUCCCUCACCGCCCCUUUUUCCUCCCUCCCCCCGAAACCCUCUCACUGUCUUCCAUCCAUUAACGAGGUUGAAAUUUGGUAUAAUGGAGGUCGUGGACCGGGAGAAGAAGAAGAAGAUCAAUGACAUUGAUGAAGGAGAAGAUCACUAUGCUUCUGUGUCUGCUUCCAAGUCGCAAUUCAGGAAAGUCAUAUUGAAGGCUCGCUGGAGUGAUGAGAUGGGUAUGGCUGAGGUUGUAGAUAAAAAGGGUGCAAUUUGGAGGACCACGGGAAUUGUUCGUAGUGGCAAGCUCUAUUUCUUCAUUGAGGAAGUUUUGUUUUGGAUUGAAAUAGGGGCUUUGCUUCUCAUGGAUGAUGGUGAUAUAAGCCUUUCCUUGGAAGAUAUGUAUGUGAAGAUUUCAGAUGGAAAGCAUGGGUGCAGUUGGGAGGAAUUUCAAGCUUAUAGGCAACUCAAAUCUCUCGGUUACAUUGUUGGGCAGCAUGGUAUCCCCUGGUCUAUGAAGAGUGCGAAGAGUAAUCAUGAAUCUGUUUCUUCUCAGGGUGGCCUUGAUAGCGAUGAGGAGGUGGAUUUGGAUUCAGAAGAGUCUAGGUCUGUCAUUGGAUUGUUCAAUGAUAUGCAAAUUAAUGAAACAAGGCUGGUAUUUGAUGUUUAUCUCCCAAACAGCAAGUUCAGGAAAUCUUCUCCUGGUGACCCAAGUUUUGUGCUCUGCUUUACCAGAGGUCAUCCACCACCCAAAGCAGACCUAGAAGCCCUCGAGAGACGAUGCGAUAACAUUCCCAUGAAAGUUUGUCAUGUGGAGGAGGGGGUUGUGAGUUUCUUUUCCUUUGACAAAGUGGAACUUCCUAUCCUACCUUGAUACCAGGAUUUGAUACUGGUGUAUACUACAUGAGUCGAUGCAACACCAACAACAUAUUAGCAUCUCUCUUGACUAAAAGCAUACUUGUAUUUUUCAACUUAGCCACUUAGUAUUACGGUUUAGUGAUAUUUCUCUUCACUUGUAAGUGAGAGGUCUUAGGUUCAACUCUCGCUAAAGACGAAUUUGAACCACAUUAUUACUAACGCAUUAUGAGGCGAAGCCCAACUUCUCUCUCUUGGAGUAGAUAAUAUCGUUUGUAAGAAAGAAAAAAAAAAUAAUAAUAAUCUCCUCGCUUCAACAUAGCCUUA